Messenger RNA from Trichoplusia ni (cabbage looper), 1724 nucleotides. Its product is annotated as odorant receptor 13a-like. The record is from RefSeq and is a predicted model, not a curated record. Gene Ontology annotation, molecular function: odorant binding; olfactory receptor activity. Gene Ontology annotation, cellular component: plasma membrane. Gene Ontology annotation, biological process: sensory perception of smell; detection of chemical stimulus involved in sensory perception of smell. NCBI's taxonomy places the organism in Eukaryota, Metazoa, Arthropoda, Insecta, Lepidoptera, Noctuidae. The coding region runs from base 174 to 1532 and encodes 452 amino acids. The transcript is spliced from 8 exons.
UACUACGGGUUAAUUCUACCAAUAUGUGUUCUGCUCAUUUAUCUGGCCUAAGCUAGUAACUACGCAUUUGCUAUCUUCCCCCGUUGCAUCAUCAUUAUCUGCUAAAUUUCUUUAGUCAGAAUUUAUGAUGAUGACUUGACUUUCAAAAUAUUAAAACCCUGAGGAGGCAUCCAAUGCGUCCAGCGUCACUAUCAAAUAUAUAUUGGGUUUUCUACCCAACCACACCUUUUUCCUCGUUUUGGGCCAGUCUUUUUAUGAUAUAUUGUUUUUUUUUCAGAGGAAUUAGAAACCCUGAGGACUACUUCUACAUCAAAACCUUGGCGUUGGCAAUGAAAAUUAAGAGCUCUUGGCCAACAAGGGAGCUAGGACAUUAUGAAUCUGAAACUUUGUUAUCAGUAAUGAAGUUUCUGCAUGUUUUCCUCAGCAUCGUAUCAUUGUUCGGAGGCUUCAUGUAUAUCAAGCUUCACUUCAGCUCUUUGCCUUUCUUUGAAUUGGGACAUUUAUAUAUCUGCAUGCUGAUGAACCUUGUAUUCUUUUCAAGAAUCCUUACUUUAUGUCUGAAUCAAAAAUACCGAGACGUGGCCAGAGACUUUUUGACGAAAUUCCAUCUUUUCUUCUACAAAGAUCUUUCGGAGUACGCGAUGAAGACUCACAUUCGGAUGCAUUUGAUUUCACAUCGCUACACUUUAUGUUUGACAGGCCAGAUGAUCAUUGGUAUUUUACUGUUUAAUUUUGUCCCCAUGUACAACAACUAUGCGGCCGGUAAUUACGAUAGUAAUAAUAAGAACAUUAGCUAUGAACACUCAAUUUACUAUUCUUAUCCAUUUGAUGUAACAACAAAUUGGAAAGGAUAUAUUGUUGCGAAUUUAGUCAACUGGGUAGUUUCAUACUUUUGCUCAAGUUGGUUCUGCAUGUGUGAUCUUUUCCUGUCACUGAUGGUGUUUCAUACUUACGGACAUUUCAAGAUCUUACUCAACAAGCUGAAUACUUUUCCAAGACCAGCCAACAAAACAAAUAUGUUUGUUGGCAGUGCUGAUAUGAAUUACGAAAUGUUUGAUGAACACGAAUCGGAAAAGGUUUUCGAUUUAUUAUCUGAUUGCAUAAACUACCAUCGGCAUAUUGUAAAUUUCAUCGAUAGACUAUCAAACGUGUUCGGUCCGAUGCUAUUAGUGUACUACAUAUUCCAUCAGACCACUGGAUGUUUACUCCUUUUGGAAUGUUCACAAAUGACCGCAGCCGCUCUUAUUCGUUACCUACCCCUUACGAUAAUAAUAUUUCAACAACUAAUUCAACUGUCAGUCAUUUUUGAGAUUAUUGGCAGUGAGAGUGACAAGUUAAGUGACGCUGUGUAUGGUCUACCGUGGGAGUGUAUGGAUGAUAGGAACAGGAAGAUGGUGGGGUUCCUGCUGAUGAACGUGCAGGAGCCGGUGCACGUCGUCGCGCUGGGGGUCGCUAACGUUGGAGUCACUUCCAUGGCCACGAUUUUGAAAACUUCAAUGUCAUAUUUCACUUUCUUACGCAGUACGCAGUAACCUACCGAUACAUCUGAAAUUCCUGAUUUUAUUUGUUUUAAAUUACAUUAUUUUCUCUUGACUAGUGAAAUCAUUGUAAUGGUGAUCGUAUACCUACUAGGUCAUUUACUUGUAACAAAACAUCGAGUGCCACGGAAGUGCGAGUAUUUUGCCGAGUAUUCGUUUGAAUGACAGAAGAAAAUUCUUUAGUGU